This is a messenger RNA of Cyanistes caeruleus (blue tit), 3813 nucleotides long. The record is from RefSeq and is a predicted model, not a curated record. Lineage: Eukaryota; Metazoa; Chordata; Aves; Passeriformes; Paridae.
CAGGGGCUCCUGCCUUGCCCGCCCCAGGGCAAUCUGCAGUAAAUCAAUCUGCAACAUCAAAUACAAAUCAAUCCGCAAUAACCGUGCCCUGCCCUUGGGGAGUGUUGUAUCUGUCACCUGAAAUAUGUUAAUUUCCUGCUAUGAUCUUGUUUGCAGAAAAAGUGCAAGGCAAUGAGGUGGUGAGAGAAGUAAUGACAGAAGUGCCUCCAGAAUUUGGAAGUUUAAUGCUGCUUGCCCAAAACACAUCAGCAGAAUUCGGGGCAGAGCCCAGAUGAAAAGAUUUUAGCUACCAGAGGGGAAAUCUUUUUAGCUCUGUAGCUCUCUCCAGAUUUCAUUCUGACACAGCCAACCCUGGUGCACUGAUUGAUGCUCACUGGGAAACCAGCAAAGCUUAGUUUCGCAUCUCUCUAAUUCCUUGUAAUAUCUCAAUUCAGCACCUUAAGAGCCACAAAACUAAUUAAGUUUAGAGGUUCAUAUAAGAAUGUAAAGUUUGUAGUGAAUCUAGUUUUUGUUCUGUUUCCAAAUGGGCAGUCUGGCUGCCAGUGCCAGCUGCAGAGUCAUUGUCAGAGUAAUUUCACUGAGUAUUUAGAAUAACCAGUAUGUUUAAUUUAAAAACUUAAUGUUCCAUUACUCAGCAUCUCUCUGGCUGUUAGACCUGACCUUUGUGGCACCCCCGGAGAGCAGGAGUUGUCAUAACCUAUGAAAAGAUUGAAGUUAUUGUUCAGGGCACUAAGACUGGGAUUUGGGGCAUUUCCUCGUGCUCUUCGCAGUUGCAGGUCUGAGCCCUGUCCUCCUGGUCAUGCUUCCUGCUGCCCUGGCUUAUCUCUCAUUUCUGGACUAGACUGUGUUAUACAGCCCUGGAAUCAAAUAUCCAAAUAUGUCAUAAUACACGGUAAUGUUUCUGGGGGGUUUUAGAACUUCACAUUCUUCAUUUCACACAAGUGUUUCCUGCAGAAGUAAAACAUGCAACUUGUUACACAAAACAGAAGCACCAGUUUAUUUCUGGCCCAAGAUAAGAGAACAAACAAACCUGUAAAAGCUUUAUCUGAACCAAACCAUCUGAUUUGCAUUGGCAAGACUGAUUGCUCAUACUUCCCUCUGGGUUUCUGAGCAGAGCUGGAUAAAGGGCAGACUGGGGCUGAAUGCUGUGUGUGAUUCUUAUCUCACAGCUCACAGCAUAGCUCCCCCAAACUGAAUCCUGGUGUGCAAAACAACUUUCUUUGAAAGGAAGGCCCUGGGUAGGUUGAAUAUCUGAAUUGCAAAUGAAGGGGGCUAUAGUUAUUUCCACUUUUUUACAUUCCUGCAUGUCCACUAGAGUGGUGUGGACUCUGUUCUAAUGGAAAUUUGUGUUUCUUUGCCGAAGGUUGGGUGGUACAAUGCUGUUCUCCAGCCAGCUUUCCACCUCCCCUACCCGGAUGACACACUGGCCUUUGUGGUCCUCAGCACACCUUCGAUGUUUGACAAAGCCCUUAAGCCUUUUGUGAACAAAGAACGACUAAAAAUAAUCAGGGAUCCUGUGGAUCAGUGUGUUUCCCACCAUUUAUCACGUGUGAAGGAGAAAUUCCCUGACCAGAGGGUGGAUAUCAUGUUUGAUUAUGAGAUGCUGCCGAGCCGAAAGCCCAAGUUCCUGGCUCAGACAGCUGCCCAUGUUGCUGGAGCUGCAUAUUACUACCAAAGGAAGGAUGUGAAGCUUGAUCCCUGGGGGAAAAAGAAGAUCUUUGGCGUUUGUAUCCAUCCCAAGUAUGGAGGCUGGUUUGCUAUCCGGGGUCUCCUGCUCUUCCCAGACAUUCAGGUGCCGUUCCUGGAACAGCCUGCCCCUGUUGACUGUGUGAGCACGGAGGAGAAAAGGAUUGAGCUGCUGGAGCAGUUCAAUUUCCACUGGCAGGACGGCCGCUACAGAGACAUCAUCGAAGUGAAGGAAAGGUACUCGGAAGAGCAAAAAGCCUAUUUUGCCACUCCUCCAGCCGAGAGAUUCCGGCUGCUGGGGCUCUCACAGGAAGCGCAGAGAAUCACAUUUCACUGAGAAACCGGCUCCGAGGAGGGCAGAGGGCAGCAAAGGGUAACUCAUGAACGCCGGCUUUUCCCGGUGCCCAGGAGGAGGAGGAGCAGGAGGAUGGUUAUGGUGAUACAGAGAUGGCAAAUCCGAGCAGCCUCAAGGCAGACAUCGGCUUCCCAGAGAGGGGCAGAGCUCCGUGGUCUGGGGAAGGUGGGAGCCGUCUGUUCUGUGCUGCUGCUGCUGCUCUGGGGUGUCCUUUGGGGAGCCCAGUAAGGUCCCAGUUAGCCUUUGCUUGGGAGUAGUUUAGACAUCCUGGCAACAUUAAAAUCCUUGCUGCUCAUUAGAGAAAUCGCUCUUGUUCUCAAUUACUUUCUUUCUGAAUAUUCUGUUUUUAUUCUUUGUGAGUGUAAAAAACAAAAAUAAUUCUAUCAUUGUACUGCUUAGUUUGAUUUUGUCUAAACUUGGGGUAGGUACUUCCUUAGAUGUAUCCAGUGUUUUAUUAUCCUGUGUCAUGAUUCUCCCUUGGGAGCAGAUGUCCAGUCUUUUCAGUCUUGCCUAGGUCACAUUUAAGCAUUUAUCCAUUUAUAGAGCAUCUGCCUGGAGUAUUUGGAAAGUUGCUGGGUUAUGUCCAUAUGAGUGGAGGUUUUACUCAUGUUAAGAUAACUGACUGAAAAAGACAAUUUCCAUGGCUUUUUCUAAGGUAAACCACAUUUGUGUUAAAAGUAUUUUUCAAUGCCAGCACACAGCACACCCCCCUCACAGUUACUGCCACAGUUUCCUGGUGUGCUUUCUGUGUGGGGAAGAUUGUAAACCUGCACACACGUAAAAGCCAUGGCACAAAGCCUUGUCACGUGCACAGGCAAACAAGCACAGAAGAAGGGAAAAUAUUAAUGACAUUCAUGUUAUUUGUAUUGCUGGAUAAAACAUGUUCAGACAGAACCAUAACAUUUUUCACAUUACUUUGUCCUCUUAUAUUUGUUCAGAGGCUACAGUGCACCUGGAAAUAAUGAAUUAAUUUAUCUUUGAGCAAUUUGAGGCUCAUAUUUCAUUAAAAUAAUAUUUUGUAGGAGUUGUUUUACUGGACUGCAGUGCAAUGCUGCAAAUGGACAGGUACUUUUUUCUUUUUGAUGGUAUCAACACGAUGAUGAAGAAGAAAUACUCACUUUGCAGAACUGAGCCCUUUCUUUUUAUGUUGCGAUUCUUCAAACCUUUUGGAGACUCCACCACAGAGAUUGCCCUCACCAUUGUUCACUGCUUGAUACACUUGCUCAUAGUCUGUACACUAACUAAUUGUAAUCCAAAUUCAGGAUAGCAAGUUUGCUUCCCUUUAAGCAGAGAAGUGUGUGAUCACUGGGUUUGUUCACUGCAUUUGCUGUUACAAAGAAAUCUUUGUUGCUUUCCAUGCUUUGUUCAUCUCUGACUAAGGCAGACACCUGACUUAGAAUGUGAUAGAGGUAUUGUGAUGUUUAAUUUAAGCUGAAGAAUGAAACUUGUUUAAAAUCUGUUCUGUUUUUUAUAGAAUUACUUCUGGUUCAAAUUUGUUUGAUGAUCAGAACUUUCCAACUGAACUGUAAUUUAACAGGGGCUUGAGCUAAUGGCUCAUAUUAGUAACAAAGACAAAAUACUGAUUCUCUUAGAAGGGUAAAUAUAGAUCUGAACCAAAUGUAUUACAAUUUAAAGUGAAAUAUUUUUAUUUUUUGGUAUUGAUUUCUUACAAAUAUUUAAUAUUUUGUCUUAAUUUAUUAAACAGAUUGCCAUGGCCAUUGCAUUUCAAUUUCUGUAAUUUAUUUCUCUUCAAAUGGUAUUUUGAUUAAUAA